AUGAAGAUGCCUUCCACAGCGCAAAAAGAGCGAACACCGAGACUUCGAGAAGCAACUUGCAACCAGAGCAAAGCAGUUCCCAAGAGGAGCUUUGCAAACAUGAAGCGACACUUGAUGCCGACGCGUGACGUGGCUGUGUUAGAUGGCUCGGACGGGCAGGCCCUAGUUUCUAGCACCUCGUGUGCUUUCGCCUUUGCGGCGCACUUCGCCUCUGCUUUUGCAGAUAACCAGGCGUCCGUACUGCGUUGGACGCAAAUCGUCCUCAUGGAGCUGUACAGCCUGGAUUGCAAAGUUAAUGAUGUGUUCAAAUUGCUCGCCAAUCUGGACGGUACCAAGCCUGUUGGGUCUGAUGUGCUCCAUCCGAUGAUCCUCAAAUCGUUAUCGGCCAUGAUAUCGCCUUCGGUGACUGAGCUAUUCAACAGGUCGCUGUCCGUUAAUUAA
Molecule: messenger RNA, 441 nt
Organism: Dicrocoelium dendriticum
Lineage: Eukaryota; Metazoa; Platyhelminthes; Trematoda; Plagiorchiida; Dicrocoeliidae
Source: the annotation of a GenBank genome assembly